Vespula pensylvanica (western yellowjacket) is the source of this 4298-nucleotide messenger RNA. RefSeq names its product ubiquitin-protein ligase E3B. The record is from RefSeq and is a predicted model, not a curated record. Gene Ontology annotation, biological process: protein polyubiquitination; ubiquitin-dependent protein catabolic process. The transcript has 17 exons. NCBI's taxonomy places the organism in Eukaryota, Metazoa, Arthropoda, Insecta, Hymenoptera, Vespidae. The coding region runs from base 331 to 3549 and encodes 1072 amino acids. Gene Ontology annotation, molecular function: protein binding; ubiquitin protein ligase activity.
CCACUGAUAAACUAACCUAAUAUGUUCCUUUGUCCUCGAUAGUGAAGCUUGAAUCGAAUUAACAACAAUGGCCGUUGUGGUUGGCUGUCAGUGGAAAACUUUCGUAGAUUAUGUAUCGAAUGACAGUUUUUUGCCGAUUCAAAAUUUCUGUUGGUAUUUCUCAUUGAUCAAUUUGUAAAUAGAUCAAGCCAAUAGGAUCGGUGACAGAUGAUGAUUUUCUAAUAAACGCAAAUUUCGCGGUAUCGACUGGUGAUCAUCAAUGACCAGCUGACAAUGUUUUUCAAUUAGCAUAAUUCAGUGAGAUCAUCUGGUACUCGUGGUAAUUCGAAGAUGUUUAAAGCAGAAGAAUCCUCACGAGGCAGCUUCCUUCAGCAAACAAAAGCCGCGAGAGAAGAAAGAGCUCAUGAGAAAGAUAGGGAAGCUGCUGUCACUGUUAUUCAAGCGUAUGUUAGAGGAUGGUUGGCUCGUAUCAGAUUUACCAAAAAGAUUCUAGAGGAAUUCGAUAUCAAUUUUCCUGAUGAUUGUACAAAGCUGGAUGCAAACAUAGAGUUGCAGCUUGCGUUGCAUAUAUACAGGGUUACUUCUAGAUUUUUGAUUAUUUAUAAGAGGGAAAGGGAUCAAGAAAGAAUAGAAAAAUUGUGUAGAUACCUUGUGCAAACUCUUCAAUCAGAGUCUCCAAAGUUCUCAUAUGUAGGUGUGGCUCUUAACAAGGAUCACUACAUAUCAUGGAUAUUGCAAAUGAAAACAAUUUUAAAUCAUUGUCUCAUUGGCUUGGACAGCCUUAAACCUGAAAUAAGUUCUGACCAUACGUCCAUCCUAUUGAGAUUAUACACAUUAGUUAGUUUUACGUCACCAGCAUCAUGGGCUAUAUUAAAGGUAGAGGGUAUGGAAAAACUUAGAACUGGUAUGAGCCAGUUAUGUGCAAACAUAAUGGGGCACCUUGUCAAUAAUGGCUUUUAUGCUAUUAUGCAGACAUUAUUAGUAAAAGGAUUAGGUAGAGCAGAAGUUUCAUCAAUAUCAGUUGCGCUCUCUGCAGCUGUGACGUUAACUUUAAGACCAUUGAUAUCCUCUCAAAUGUCAGAUAAACUAGUAUCGUUAUUUUUAAUUAAUAUUUUUAGUGUCCCUGCUUUGGUUUAUCACUUGAACAUGUUAUGUCCAGAGUGCAUUUCAUCCUUUAUUAUGCACAAUUUAUUUGCAAGAAGUUUGGAAUUAUUAAAUUCAGAACAAAAUUUGAGGAUAGUUUUUAAUGCACUGGAGGGUAGUUAUGCACUUUGUUUAUUGUCAAAUUUGAUACAGUUAGCCAAUAUUGAAAGAGAAGAAGUUCUGAGGGACUCAUAUUUUCCUUCUUUCACGUUCGUUGUCACAAAAAUGCUGGAAGCUUGUCAACAGUAUGUAGUGGCCAAACAAAGUAACAUAACUCAUUGGCAUCCAAUUCUUGGUUGGUUUGCACAAUCAGUGGAUACUCCUUUACAAGAAGCUAUUCCCUAUGUGACAUCACAAUUAGCUUGCCUAUGGACUGGUAGAAUUGUUUUACAAUUAAUUGGUCAACCGUUAACCGAACUAGUUGGUAAGGAAUCACCACCACAAUUGGAACAACAAAGCACCUCUAUAAGUACUAAUAUUUUUCGUCGAGCAUUUUUGGAAGCACGCACAAAUAGAAAUAAUAGCAAUAAAAAUUAUAGAAAGUUAGGAAGUCCUGAAUGUACCAAGAUUGCCCUAAUCUGUUCCAUGUACCAAACUGCUCUUCAUACUCUCACUCAAAUGAAACAAGAUAUAUUAACAGGGCUUUGUUAUCAAGAUAAAAUCUUGUAUCAUAUGUGGUUGUUUUUGGGAACAUUAGGGCCACACUGUGGUUUGAAAGCGUUUUUAGAUCAUUUGGCAGCAAAUACAAAAUGUACAGCACCAGAAUUUCAAAUGUUAAUAUUAUUUUGUGAUUGUAUGACUCACUAUGUCACUAUAUUAGACGACAUGGAGAUGUACGAGCAGCAAGAUCCCUUUAAAUUAUCGGACUUUAUAACAAUGUCAUUUUUUUUAAAUCAAUUUUUGUACAAAGCUGUUCUUAACAAUCUAUUCGUUUUAGAUGUUACAGAUGUGAAAACAGUGUCUAACAAUCCGUUGUUUACAUCACUACAUACACUUUUAAUGGCGAUUUAUCGUCGGGAUUGUAGAAGGCCUUUUUGUCCGGAAGGACAUUGGUUGGCGAAGGAAGUACGUGUAUCUGGUUUCCUAGCUGAUUUAGAGAAGAGAAGAGGUGGAGCAGCACUUUUGCUAUCAAAAAUGCCGCAUGUUAUACCGCAUUCUGAAAGGGUAGUAUUAUUUCGAAAACAUGUUGCCAAUGAGAAAGCUGUUAUGGGUUUAACUGAAAGUGCUUGUAACAGUCCACCGACUACGUUAAUAGUUGUUCACAGAACGCGUAUAGUAGAGGAUGGAUAUCGACAAUUGGCCAUGUUACCUCCUCAAGCAUUGAAAGGUGUAAUCAGAGUACGGUUCGUGAACGAACAAGGUUUAGCAGAAGCUGGAAUAGAUCAGGAUGGCGUAUUUAAAGAAUUUUUGGAAGAGACGAUAAAAAGAGUUUUCGAUCCGUCGUUGAAUUUGUUCAAAGCUACAAGCGAAAAUCGUCUUUAUCCAUCUCCAACGUCCUCGAUGCAGGAUAAUCAUUUACAAUUAUUCGAAUUCGUUGGACGAAUGUUAGGCAAGGCGGUUUACGAGGGAAUCGUUGUAGAUGUCCCAUUUGCGUCAUUUUUUGUUUCUCAAUUUUCUGGACAAGCAGGAGGAACCUUAUAUAAUUGUUUGGACGAGCUCGCUUCGUUGGAUCGAGAUCUCUACCGUAGUCUAACUCUAGUGAAACAUUACAAAGGCGAUGUCAGACAAUUAGAAUUGACUUUUUCAUUAGACGAGGAUGUCAUGGGAAAAUUAGUAACUCAUGAAUUGAUACCUGGUGGAAGAGCCGAGGCUGUUACUAAUCAAAAUAAAAUUCGUUAUAUACAUCGAAUGGCACAUUUUAGAAUGCACACCCAAAUAAAGGAACAAACGGCAGCUUUUAUCAAAGGAUUUUGUUCUAUAAUCAAUCCCGAUUGGUUGUCAUUAUUUUCAACGCCAGAAUUGCAAAGAUUAAUAUCUGGUGAUAACGUUCCAUUGGAUCUACGCGAUCUACGUAGGCACACGCAAUACUACGGUGGUUUUCACGAUAGUCAUAGAGUAGUAUGUUGGUUGUGGGACAUUCUCGAGAAAGAUUUUACCGAGGAAGAAAGAGGCUUGUUUUUAAAGUUCGUCACAAGCUGUUCUAAAUCACCCUUGCUUGGGUUCGCACAUCUGGAACCAAAAUUUUCCAUACGUUGCGUUGAAGUCGGUGAUGACGAGGAUACAGGUGAUACAAUUGGCAGUGUGAUACGUGGAUUUUUUACGAUACGUAAAAAGGAUCCUCAAAUUCGAUUGCCUACCUCUUCGACGUGCUUCAACCUAUUGAAGCUACCGAAUUACCAGAAAAAAAAAUCAUUGGUGCCGAGUGAGAAAGAAGAUAUACAUUAUAUGAACAAUUUCGGAGAAUGAAGAUUUAAGAAUGAAAAAAAAAAAUAAUAUAAAAUAAAAAAAGAAGAAAAGAAGAAGAGAAGAAGAAAAAAAGAAAAACAAAAAAAAAAAGAAAUACGAUGGAUGCUCUAUUUUGAAGAGAGCUAUUUUCUCGACAAAUUUUUGUACAAAUUUUUGAAAAGAAUGUUGCGAAUUGUACAAAACGCGUUGUGUAGUUCCGCAGUGCUCGUCGAUGUCAUAAUCGUCGUCGUCAUCUUUAUUGUGGAUGAAAUCGGCAAUGUUUACACACUGAAUUUCCUAUAUAAGUUCUCUCUUUCUCUCUCUCUCUCUCUCUCUCUCUCUGUUUUCCUUGUAACGUAUACGAGGUUCAUGCAAUAUAAAUCAAUUUUUGGUGAGACCAUAAAAAAAGUACACAAUUCCAAUGUAUUUAGCAUUUCGAUGUUUUAAAUAAUGAAUCAAUGGGAGACUUGCGUGGGAAAUUUAGUAAGACCAAAGAUAAAAUAGAAAUCUAUUUAGCGCUUAGAAAUACGAGUUCUGCGCUUGCAUAUUUUCCUACAUAAUCAUAUAUACAUAUAUAUACACACACGUACAUACACAGCAUAUAUAUAUAUGUAUGUACAUAUAUAUAUAUAUAUACAUAUUUUAGCAGCAACAUUUUCGAUCUCUAUUCACAUUUUUUAACGCGUUAGAAAAGUACAAUUAAUAUCGCGAUCAUAAAGAUUUGUUUACUGUUUAUAUAUUGAAAACAUUGUUAUACUUUAUAUACAUAC